AUGUUUUCAAACUAAAGCAAAAACACAAUUAUACAUUUGAUUAAAGAUACUGUCAAAGGAGAAAAGGAAUUGGAAAACUUAAAGUAAAGCCUAAUUCUUCAAAUAACUGAUAGCAAUGUAAGCUAUUAAACUUGCUUUUUACAUGUUAUCAAAAUCGUAAUAAUAUUAGCUUGCUUAUGAAAAGGACAGAAUAACUAGAAAUGAUUUAGAAGUAUUCCUCUAGAAUUAGUAAAUACGUUUUGAUUAAAGAGAAAUAUUGAUGCUUAAAUAUACCACCUAUUAAGAGUAAAAUAGUUACUAAUAAUCCAUUAGUUUUUUAGACUUGAUGCUUCCUAACAAUUAGAUCUUUUUAAAGCAAUAUCAAUAGGGAUAAUUGAAUUAUAACAAUCCUUCUCCAGAUGUGCUUAAUUUAAUAGGCAAAGUUAUUGGGAAAAACAUAGAGAUAAUUCGAAAAAUGUAGGCAUAUUUAGAUGCAUUGAUCCUAAGGGUUGAUAAGAAUACAUUGCUAAGCUUUUUGUGUCCUAAAUGCGAUAAAAAUAUGCCAGUCUUCUUAUAGUUACUAAAAAAUAUUGAUCUGGAUAUCAGUUUUGAAGAUGUUGUAUGUGCUAUGAGAAGAUUGGAUAAAGAUCAAGAUUCAGAUGUGAAUAGAUUUGAUUGGGAGGAGCUACUUAAAUGUUCAAAACCACCAAAAAGUAAUUAAGGUUCUAGAGGAAACCUAUAAAAAUAUGUUAGCAAAUAACAAAGUUAAUUGUCAAUUCAUAGAAGUGAAUCUAGAUAAAAGACAGAUCAAGAAAACAUUAAUUCAAAUAGAAAUAUUCUUUUGAAAUCAUCCACUAAAUCUUUAAAAAAGUAAUCAAGUUUGAAAGAGGAGUAAAUAUUGGAAUUUCAAUUGCACUUGUUAACAGUCGGAAAAUUACAAGAAGAGUUGGAACAAAUAAAAUUAGAAGUAAAUUAAUAACUAUAUUCAGCUUUCAAGCCGUGCUGACUAUUCAAUUUCUCAAGCAUUUUAGUUCUUUGAUCUUGAUGUAGAUGGUUCUAUUGGAUUGUAAGAUUUAAAACUUGGGUUUUUGUAGUUGGGAAUAGAUGUUAACGAGUUUAUAAUUAGGCAAUUACUUCAUAGCUAUUCGACUCAUCAUUCAUAAACUUAAUGGGAGUAAGAAAUAAUAACAAUAAAUUAGUCUCACUGACUUUAAGUAUUUGUUUCCAGAAAGCAAGCAGACUUUAAGUAGUUAUAUAGGAGCAUUUACUUAUGAAACCAAGAAAAUCAUAAAAAUGCUGAUAUAGAAAUAUUUAGAAUUAAUUAGAUAUAGGAAAGAAUCAACUCAUCAAAUGGGGUAAGACAUGAAGAAUAUUGAUAUAAUAUUUGACUACAUUGAUUUGGAUUAAGAUGGAAUAAUUACUUAAGAUGACUUUAAAGUAUUAGAUGUGAAAAGUAAACAUGUUUUACUGUUCUUUUAAUCAUUUCAAGAUUACCCUUACUAAAUAACUUAUAAUUAAUUUCAGAAGUAUUUUAUUUGA
Molecule: messenger RNA, 1518 nt
Organism: Paramecium octaurelia
Lineage: Eukaryota; Ciliophora; Oligohymenophorea; Peniculida; Parameciidae
Source: the annotation of a GenBank genome assembly